Molecule: messenger RNA, 3217 nt
Organism: Chara braunii
Lineage: Eukaryota; Viridiplantae; Streptophyta; Charophyceae; Charales; Characeae
Source: the annotation of a GenBank genome assembly
GGCGAGGAUGAAGAGGUUGGAGGAGGAGAUGAAGAGGGUACAACAAGAGGAGGAAGAAAGGAAGGCUGCUGAAGCAGAAGCGGCAGCAGAAGAAGAGAGAGAGAAUGAGAAUUGAGAGUGGAGAAGGGAGCAGUGGUGGCACGAUGAAGUGGGAGACAGAUACUGAGCUGGAGAAGAAGAUCAGCGCGUGGGUCGCUAAUUUAUCGUUGGGGGAAGACGAGGAGGCGGAGUCCUAUGUGACUAAGAAUGAGAAGGCUGCGCUGGCCGCUGAGCUAGCAGCCAUGACAGACCCAAUGGAACGAAGAGAGAGGGAAGACGAGCAAAAGUUAGCAUGGAAGUUGAGAAUGAAGAGGGAGAAAAAGAGGAGGAGAGAGGAAGUGAAUAAGAUAACCGCAGCAAUGGCAAAGGUGCAGGAGUGUAGAGCGGAGGUGCUGGCCCAGCCAGAAGAUAAGGCCAAGUGGGACAAAGUGCAGGGAUAUCUGGAGGUGUUGAGCAAGGCCUGGAUGGAAGAGCACCAGGCCAGCUGGAGCCAAAACGUAGCCUGGAGUAUCAUGCGGUCAGGGUUUAGAGACUUUGCGCGCGAGAUCGUCACCCAUAUUGGGGGCGAAGUCAAACAGUUGAGAGACAAUGUACGGAAGUUUUGUGAGGGCGCCAUUCAGGGUGCCAAAGCUGUAGCCGCCCCAGAAGGAGAGGCCAGGCCCUGUAAGGACCCAGUGAAGCUUAAGUUUUCGGAUGCGUACAAGGGAAAGAAGGAAGAAAAUUUUGACAACAAGGAAGCCAAUGUCAAUAGUUAUAUUUACUUGCAGCAUAUCCUGGCCAAGGAACAAGUCCUUGUGGCCUUCCAAACCCUCAAAGAUGAAGCGGCUAGCUUCGCCAGGUCUCUUGCGCGUGCAGCCGGUUGUGAAAACAACCUGGUUGCAUAUUCCAAAGUCACUCCUUUUUCCCAAUUCCUCAAGUUCCUCAAGGAGCGGUUCGCUGACCCAACACGAGGCAUUAGAGCCUCUGAUAAGCUCCAAACGAUCCACUCCCGGCAGUGGAGGAGUGCCAAGGCACUCAAGGGUACCAUGGACGACUUGGUAGCCGUCCCGGACCACGGGGUCACUGAGCCCCAAUUGGUCCAGUUGUUGUAUCGUGCCAUUCCAGAGGCCCUACGCGGGCAUUUCUUUGACAAAUCUCAGCACGCCAGCAUGACUUACGAUGCAUUGAGUAGAAAAGUCGUCCUGUAUGAGUCGAAGUCUAUGCCAGUUACCACUUUCUGGCAUAAGGACCUGGAGAAGGGGAAGAAGUGGAAAGAUCGUACCAUCUCGGGCCAAGUCAAGGCCAAGGAUCACUUGAUCCUGRCAUUARAGGAGGGUGGUACARAARAGGUCYCAWAUSAUCAGAUUGAGUGGGGCCUAGGGGAGGAGUACAGUAGUGUAGGGCAGGGGAGGUCUUACGCUGCUGUCGCGGCCGGAGGGAGGCCGCAAGGUAGAGGAGGAGGCCAAGGCCAAAGGGGCCAGGCCAUGGGAGGCCGAGGACCGGGCGCACAGGGGGUUGGCGGACAGGGAAACCACCAAGCAGGAGGUAGGGGUCAAGGUCCCCCGUUGAAUCGCCAGGGUAACCGGUCCCCACAGCGAGGAGGUGGAAGGGCACCUCAAGGAGGAUGGCAUCCAGGCUUGCCGCAGGGCAGGCCCUGGGAAGACUUGGGCUUGGACCAGCGAUUAUGGCAGGAACGCGUGAACAUAGGUCAGUGCGUAUUCUGUGGUGACCCGGCGCACGUCUUGGAGAAGCUUAGAGAGGCUAACUUCAAGAUCAACGCAAAAAAGUGUGAGUGGGCCAAGACGCAAGUUUUGUACUUGGGCCACGUAUUAGACGAAGAUGGCAUCAAGCCAGAGGACAGCAAGAUCGCGGCGAUUAGAGAUUGGCCGACGCCCCGCACAUUGACAGAGUUGCGGUCGUUCCUAGGCUUAGCUAACUACUAUAGGAAGUUCGUGAGGAACUUCUCCACUAUCGCCGCUCCCUUGCACCGAUUGCUGAAGAAAGAGGCAAUCUGGCAAUGGGACAAAGACUGUACGUCUGCGCUCAAGAAGCUAAAGCGCGCGUUAAUAGAGUAUCCUGUCCUCAAAGUUGCAGAUCCGUCUUUGCCAUUUGUCGUCACCACGGACGCGAGUCAGUAUGGGAUAGGCGCCGUGUUGCAGCAAGACGACGGCAAUGGCUAUAGACCCAUAGAGUUCAUGUCAGCGAGGAUGCCCUGUGAAAAGGUUGCUGCCUCCACGUACGAAAGAGAACUCUACGCUCUCAGGCAGGCUUUAGAUCAUUGGAAGCACUACAUGCUUGAGAGGCACUUCAAAGUGUAUUCGGACCGCGAAACGCUUAGAUGGUUAAAGACUCAGGCCAAGAUGACACCUAAGUUGACUAGGUGGGCCGCAGAGAUAGACCAAUUCGACUUUGAGCUCAAGCCAGUGAAGGGCAAGUACAACGUAGUUGCGGAUGCUCUGAGUAGGAGAUCAGACUACUUUGGAGCUGUAGUACACUAUCUGGAUAWAGGGAGAGACCUGCAGGAGAAAGUGAGGCAAGCAUAUGCGCAGGACCCUAUCUAUAGCGACCUCCUAAAGAGAGUUAGAGAGGCCCCAGAGACUGAACCAGAUUACCGCACUACAGACGGGUUGUUGUUUGAGAAGACUAAUGUGUUUGACCGCCUGUGCUUUCCCAACAGCGAAGAGAUCCGCAGUUUGAUUUUAGGGGAAUGCCACGAUACUGAAGGGCAUUUCAGUUGGCAAAAGACAUUAGCCAACCUGAUGCGUGCGUAUACCUGGCCAGGGAUGAAGAAUGACUGCAUAGAGUAUGUCCGCAGUUGUAAAGUGUGCCAGAGGAAUAAGUCUACUACACGCGCACCCCUAGGUCUUCUCAGACCCUUGCCUAUUCCGGAUCAGUCGGGAGACUCCGUGUCCAUAGACUUCAUGGACACCCAAGUCAAGAGUAGACAUGCAAUUGACAGAAGUUUCUGACCGAAACUAGGGCCAGAGCUGAAUCGAAAAAGUCCUGUUGUGAGUCUGCCCGCACACCGAGUUCGCUCACUGCUGCGCUCUCACUGCUGUGUUAGCAUCAACUCAUGCUGAUAUUUCCAUCUCAAGCUGCUACAGUAAGCAGAAACAGGCACGUUCUUUGUAAUAUACUUUUCUUAAACGACUUUCCAUUUUCCUUCCUUUCCUUUUCUUAACAAAAACAGCACACCGGG